AUUUUAAAGAUUAUACUGGCUUUUGGUAACUACAUGAAUGGCACAAGAAAGAAAGUCGCUGCUGGAUUUAAACUUGAAUCACUGUACAAGGUAGGUUGAGCAAAUGCUUGGUAUAUACCUUUGUCCAAUUCUUUGCUUACAGUAUCAGAACAGUAACUGGGUUAGCUGAAAAUAUGAGUGAGCGUGAAAAUAGUGCUAUUCAAUUGCGACUCAGUGAUCAGACGGUUUCGUUGCCUUUAAAAUAUAUAUUUGUUUAAUCACACUCACCCAUUGUUCGGACUUUUGUUGCUGUAGUGUUUAAGUAAACUCUACUAGUAAAGCUUCUAUUGGGUAGAAAGAAACAUGAUUAGCUCUAUUACUUGUUUUGAAGUUUUUUCCAUUGUUUUUUAUUUCUAGCUUCCUGACGUGAGGUCCACAGAUCGCAAGAUGUCUCUUCUCAAUUUCGUAGUGACCACGGUCAAGACGCAUUUGCCUGAGCUCCACUCAUUCGCUCAAGGACUUGACUUAGAGGACGCUACACAAGGUUUGUGUCUCUUGCUUGGGGCGUGCCUAGAGGAGCGAGGCGGUGGUGGGAGAUGAAGGGACCCUCGCUACCAAUGAGAAGGGCGGAGGGGCAAAUCCCUCCGAAGAGUGGGGGCAAGACCUUUAGAAAUGAAGCUAUUGUUGGAAUUUGAAUGCAAACAGAAUAGUGAAUUUUAUGCAUGACGAAGUUAUUUAAAACUUUAAUUUGGUUUCGUCCAACGUUACAGGUACAUUUGGGAGAACAGUAUUUUACUGAUUGUGACUCCUGUUUAAAUAUAGCUUCUAUUCUAUAACGUAUGAUUUGUGUCCUGAUUAAUUUAACCCAGCACGCAAAACAGUACAAACUCGUUGCUCUGUGGUUAAUUGAACCCUAUUUAUUCGAACUGAUGAUAUGACUAAUUAGUAAUUUAACAAUAUUUUAUCCAGUUAUGCUCUUUCAUACGAUUAGAAGCUAUUUUAAAUUCCCAGGAGCAUAAAAUCUUGUGCUUAACAACAAUUUGAUUUCUAAAGGUCUCGAACACACCCUGUAUAAAGUUCACUUUACGACAGUCUUACACGCGCAAGGUUUAGGCGGUUCAGAAUAUAGAAUUGUGGAUCUUAUAUUACGCUUUCAUUGUUAGUUUCGAAACAAACGCUAAGCAACGACAUUCAAAGUCUGAAGAAAGGAAUUGACUUGACGAAAAAGGAAAGAGAUAAGCAAACUGACAAUUUCGUUUUAUUUGUAUCCUUUUUAAACGCUAUAAAUGCAAAUUCUCAAAGAACCAAUACAAGCUAUCCAUGCAGUAUAUUAUAAAUACUUGGUUCAAUGUCGUUGCUAGAUUUCCUUAAUAUUGAAACAGAGCUUUUACAAUCGAGCGUUCGGUAAGGUUCAAAAAGUGAGCGAGAAAUAUCGUAAAAUGGAGGAAAAGUAUAUCGACGCUUGUCAAAUGUUUGGGGAAGAUGGCAAGAAGAUGGAACCUUCAGAAUUCUUCAAAUAUUUCCAGGAUUUCAUUAAUAUGUACUUUGUAAGUAAUGUGUCGUUAUAUACUUAUUCGUUUAAACACGAUUUUAAUGUAUCAUACACACAUAAAAAUCUCACAACUUGUCAACAAGAUGUGUUCGCAACAGGUUUGUAGCAAGCUUGUCAACAAGAUGUGUUCGCAACAGACUUGUAGCAAGCUUGUCAACAAGAUGUGUUCGCAACAGACUUGUAGCAAGCUUGUCAACAAGUUAUAACAAUGUUGUUAUUUUAUCAAGUUGCUACAAGACUCACAACUUGUUGACGGGUUAUUGAAUUGCAGGACGAUAAGAAGUUGGUUGGAACAACUUGUAACAGGUCUGUUGAAUCAACAACCUUGUAGCAAGUUGUCAACAAGCAGUGCGAACACAUCCUGUUAACAAGUUGUUGGAACAGCAUUGCUACAAAUGGUUUGUUACAAGUUGUGCGUUUUUACGCGUGUUACUGGUAACACACCUCGUGCAAGAAAACUUUCAAGUACAAACGUAAAAACGCACAAGUUGUUACAAAUCUGCAAACAAGUUGUUACAUAUCUGUUCACAAGCUGUCGAGAAGUUGUUUUCGCACUGCCGUAACAAGUUUGGAACAGGCUGUUAACAACUUGUAACAAGCUUGAUGGCAUCACAAUAAUGGCAUCAUAUAUCAAGAAUGUUACAAGGUUGUUCUGACAAGUCUGAUACAGUCAUGAUAUAACAAGAAUGUUACGAGGUUGACGACACAAGGUAUUGUGAUAUCAUGAAUGUAUCGGACUUGUCGGAACAACCUUGCAACAAGUCCGAUAAUAUCAACAAAGUUGUUACAACUGUUAACACGUUGUUCCAAACUUGUUGACAACUUGGGAUAAGCAGUGCGAACACAACUUGUUGACGGCUUGUUGGCAGACUUGCUACAAGAUGUGAAAUUUUUGUGUGUGUAAUCGCUUCCACCUUCCAUUUCAGAAAGCGGAAAAUGAGAACGAUGAACGUAAAAAGCAGGAAGAAGCCCAGCGUCAAGCCGAGAUAAUGAUGAGAAAUCAGAAGAAUAAAGCCAAGACAUUGCCGUCCAUUGAGACAGCUUGGAAUUAUACGAAUGAUUCAGACGCUUAUGAUGAUGAUGAAGACGACGAUGACAGUUCAUCAGGCGGCUCUGAUUCUUCAUGAAGAUUGUCUUUGAUGUGAAAUUAUUUAAGGUGAGAGUUUUAGAAGAGGCUAGGGAUGGAUUCAACAUGAUUUCGUAGGAGUGGGGGGGGGGGUGCGGCUAGGGAUGGAUUCAGCAUGAUCUCGUGGGGGGAAAGGGUGGGGGUACUGACAGAUGCUGGUCAUAUGGUUGGCCACGAUCGAGGUGGGGUGAAUCAUCACUAUCGCCAUGAGUAAAUGGUGUAUUGAUGUGAAACAUUGAUUUUAGAUCUUUCAGGACAGACGCUCAUUUCUCCACUAUAAAUCGGGCCACUUAUCCAUCAGCCUUAAUAUUAUUAACUGUUCACUGCUCCCAAACAGCUAAUUCUACUAGUACGAGGUUUUAUUACAAAGUUUUUAUUUCGUUAAAUAAUUGCAUCCUAUACCAGUAUCUAAAUAUGUGCGUGCAUUGUCAACGACCACAUUUAUUCUCAAAGAAUUCCAGCGCGACAUUUCGUGUUAUCUUUUACUUCUCAUUCCGAUCAAAGCAUUCUUGAUUCUGUCUUCGACAGAAAGAUCUGCAGCUAAAAUGUGGAACCUGACAAAAAAUAAACAAUACGCAGGAUUAAAAAUUUACCAGACUUUAACAUUGCAUAUACAUUGCAUUUUACGCGCAAUGAUGGAAAGAUUUAAACGAAGCUUAGCUCAAUUGCUCAAAAUUGAAGCUUUCAAAAUUGUAGUCCAAGAAAGUUUAAGACUGGUUUAUACUGUUAAAGUUUCUGUGAUCACAGUAGGAAUUUUGCAUAGGUAAAUUUUAAGUUUUGAAGGAUUUGUAAGAAGUGUUUGAGGGAACUAACUCGGUGUUAAACACUAAGUCAGUUCCCUCAAACAUUUCUUAUAAAUCCUUCAAAACUUAGAAUUUACCCAUGCAAAAUUCCUACUGUGAUCACAGAAACUCUGACAGUGUCAACCAGCUUUUAGAUCAACAUACUGUACAUGCUCUCUCAGUUCGCUCAUCAUAUUUUAAUUUUUUUAGAUGAAACAUUGAAUAUUUAAGAAAUGGGAGAAAAUGUCAUGGUGAAUGAGGAGACUGGUGAAUCUGAAAGAGGGACAAUUCAACGACUAAUGCGCAAGGUAAAAUUUAGGAACAACAAGACCAAUAGGCGAAACUUUGAACACACACUCUAUUGAAUAAAACAUCCGUACGUUACGCACCAAAAUUUUUAAAAACGCUAUUUAGUGUACAUAAUUUAAUAGAUAUUUUGUAUAUUUUAUAAAUGGACAAGGAAGGAAAUAGUAUUUCGCUAAGAUUGGUUUGAACAUGACCAAUUGUUUGUCGCAAUUAAACCAAAUGGAUUUGUUAUUGUAUCUUCAGUGGUUCUUGUAUACAUAUAGUUAGUAGAAUAAGGUCAGGAAACUCGAUUAAAUUAUAGACCUCAUUAUCUAUGCAAGGAAUGGUCGGUUCAUCGUCACGUGUGUAUUGUUUUUUCGCCCAACCAAUAGCAGGGUGUUGGUUUAACAGACCCUUCCAAGGUUAACGACGCCAUAAUGAAACACAAUAGUGCAAGGGGUGCAAACACAAUGGUGAAAACAAUAGAUUCAAGAUGGCGGAAAAUACCCUUCCAAGCCUAUUACCCAGUCGUGCUAUUAUAAUACAGUGGUUAAAUGAAAGCAUAGCUACUGGUGGCUCUAGGACGAGUGCUUUCAGGCUUUUGACUCAAAUAAUACGUAACUGGAUUGGCAUGGAAAACAGCGGGAUUUUCAAAUCGAUGAAGAGACAAGGGAACAUUUCGAUCACUUGAUUCUGACUGGAUGGCGCUAUGUGUUAUACAAAGCGCAUACUUACUCGUCAUGUUCAGCUUUGAGCAGUUUAUUCACAUUCGAUAUAACUUCGCUUGGUUUAACUUCCAAUGCUUCCAAGAUAUUGAACAGAUAUUCUAUAACAAGGAAAGCAAAAUAUGUUGAAGCUAGCAAAGCUCAGAAGCGAGUUAGUGGUAUACUUGAAAGGUAAGACUAAAACGCUGUAAAACGCGUUUGGUGUGUUUCAGUACAAGUGUUGCGGUCUAGCAAAUGGGGAACAAGUUAAUUGAACUACAAUUCUUUCUGAAAUUCAACUUUAUAAAACAUAUCAGCUUACCGAUAUCAGCUACGAGUUGUUUACUCGCAAAGACCGUCAGCUCUGGGAUACGUAAGAUACUUUCAACAUAAGUAUGCAUGGUCGCCUGAGCAACGGAGCUUAACCAUUUUGAGGCAGGGUCUUGCUCUUCGCCUGUAUCUAUGUUAUAAGAAGCGACAUAAUAAAUUAAAGUUGUAUAAACUAACUUUUAUACUAAAUAGCUCCAUCAAUCCUGAACUGUUCUCCGCAGGAAAAUAUUCGUCCAUUUAGUGUAACUACAGGAGGAAACUGGAAAAACUUGAAAAACAUACACUGUUUGGUGAUGUCAUACUGCCAGUUCGGCAAAGGGUUAGAGUUUAAUUUACCUCGUGAAAAUUGUAGUUUGCCAGCUUUAAGCGCUGUUUCCAAAGCAGGAUUAUCUUGAACCAUAAACAAUUCCAGUUGAUGAGGCAGAGUGAGGAGAUAGUCGCCAACCUAUUGCA
Messenger RNA from Paramuricea clavata, 5211 nucleotides. Lineage: Eukaryota; Metazoa; Cnidaria; Anthozoa; Malacalcyonacea; Plexauridae. The record is from the annotation of a GenBank genome assembly.